UGUCAUUUCCUUAAACAUAUUUAAGAGAGAAAUAGACGAAUCAGCCAUGGAAGCUAUGAAGGAGAUGGUUGACCAAGAGUUAGGAGAAUUGAGAGAGACGUUCACGAGCGGGAGGACAAAGAGCUUAAAGUGGAGGAAGAGACAGCUUAGUGCCAUAAUCGAGAUGGUCAAAGACAAAGAAGAUGAGAUAUGUGAAGCUCUGUUUCAAGAUCUUGGCAAACACCAUACCGAAGCAUAUAGAGAUGAGCUUGGUAUUGUCAAGAGAUCAGCCACUACUGCUUUAAAAUGUCUCGAUCAAUGGGUCCUCCCCAAAAAGAGCAAACUUCCUCUGAUAUACUUGUCAGUUAAAGGGAAAGUGAUCUCAGAACCAUUAGGAACUGUUCUGAUUUUUUCCAGCUGGAAUUUCCCCAUCUCUUUGUGUUUAGACCCACUCAUUGGAGCAAUAUCAGCAGGGAAUACCGUGAUGAUCAAGCCAUCUGAGUUAAGCCCUAAUGCUUCUUCUUUCCUCGCUUAGACGAUUCCAGCUUACCUAGACUCUCAAGCCAUCAAAGUUAUGGAAGGAGGUCCCGAUAUAGCCACGAUCCUCUUGCAGCAUAAGUGGGACAAGAUCUUCUUCACCGGGAGCCAGAAGGUAGGACGGAUCGUGAUGUCUGCAGCUGCACAGCAUUUAACUCCAGUAACCUUGGAGCUUGGUGGAAAAUGUCCGACCAUUCUUGAUGAUAGAUCAAUCUCACGGGAUAUCAAGACGGCUGUGAAGACGAUUUCAGGAGGAAAAUGGGGAUUCUGUAGUGGACAAGUUUGUAUCGGUGUGGAUUAUCUUCUUGUAGAACAAAGAUUUGCGCCUUCUCUGAUUGAUAUGUUGAAACAAACGAUCAAAUCGUUCUACGGUGAAAACCCUAAAGACUCUGGAUGUAUCUCAAAGAUCGUAAACAAGAAUCAUUUCUUUAGGCUGUCCCGUUAUCUCAGUGAUCCUCGAGUCAAAUCUUCGAUCAUUCAUGGCGGUUCCACAGACGAAGAGAAACUGUAUAUCGAGCCAACAAUCUUGUUGGACCCUCCUCUUGAUUCUGAGAUCAUGACAGAAGAAAUAUUCGGACCAAUCCUUCCGAUUAUUACAUUACGUGAUAUACAAGAAAGCGUAGAGUUCGUCAGGUCAAGACCAAAGCCUCUUGCCAUUUACGUAUUCUGUAACACCUGCCUCUCAUCAUUUUAAGACGGUAUGCCACCCACUUAACUUUCUAACCAAGUUACCACUCUUUCAAUUCAAAAUCAAUACUCUUUCAUAAAUAGAACUCAAAGUAGUCUUGCAAAGCCGAACUCAUACUCAAAAUAACCUCAAUAGAUCCUUAAAGAAAAGAAAAGCCAUUUAAAAGAAAGCUAAGUGUUUUAGGUCCCCAAGAUCAAACAAAUGAACACUAACACCACCACAAUGUGAUCACUGCUGCUGCUCCUGCUCACCUGCGAAAGAGGGGAAAGGGACAGGGAGGGGAUGAGUAAUUUAGAUUACCCAGGAGAAUGCAUACAUGUGGUCCACCACACAUAUCACAACCUAAACAUGUCGCUAGCCAUCAGCUAAACGAACAAGUAUUCACAACUAUUCAAUAAUCAACAAUUAACAAACAAUCAUAAUAGGUCUAGGUAGGAACUACAUCUACCAUAACCUCAACAAGCAAUCAUAUCAGGUCUAAGUAGGAACUGCAUCUACCAUAACCUUAACAACCCUACAAGUGGAACUGCAUCACUUCAACUAUUGGUAUAGGUAGGAACUGCAUCUACCGUAAUCCCAAACAAUCCGAUAAGUGGAACUGCAUCACUUUCGAACCUCAUGUCUAGGUAGGAACUGCAUCUACCGCAACAUCAACAAUCCGAUAAGUGGAACUGCAUCACUUUCGGCUCCUAAUGCAAUUGUGCUCUUAACACUCUAUAUGCAAUGCAACUUACAAUUCUCACAAGCAAUCAAACAUCAAACAGCAAUCAACAAUAUUAACUGUGGUCCUAGAUCUAUGUUCAAAAACAAGUAAAAGUAAAUCACAACACACAACAAGAAAAUAUAAGUUACGCCAUAAGCGCAAUCUGCAGGGGAAGGAAAUCUGCUUAUCCUUAACCAGAGACAAGCGCGGAAGAUAAUACGGGAGGGAAGGCAUGGAUACAUCCUCACCUUUCACGGAUUGAAUGAACAGCUCAAACGAAAGGGGUUAAGGUUUAGGGAUCUAACGACAAGAAGCAGAAAACUCAAGAAGACGGCAAGACGGUGCAAACGAACGGCGACGGCGGAUCCUCUCUCCCUCGGCGGUGGGCGGCGUUGGCUGAAGGUUAGGGUUUAGGGUUUCUAUCUCUGAGUGUUCUGGGAAUUGUGAUGACAAUUCUGACUCUCUAACUCUUUAUAUAGAAGAAAGGGGACUCUAGAGUUAGGGUUUUUAUAACCUAAUGGGCUUAACAGGCUUUUGGGCUUCAAACAUUAAAGAAAAAAAAUAACAGGCCAGUUUAGCGAAACCAGGAUGUUACAAUUCUCCCCCACUUGAAAGGAAUUCGUCCCCGAAUUCAUGGGACUACUUCUCUCCCACUUGGUUUCCGACCAAACUUUCAAAUGGAUCUUUCCCAAUGGACCUUCUACUUCUAGGGUUCUACUCUAUAGGCAAACAAAAGUAAACAACUGGAUGACAAUACUGAAGAUAAUGAAAAUACUAACUUACAGAGCUUGGAGAGCAGAGCGAUGCGGUGAGGUGUGUUCUGUUUUACUUUUGCAAAAUCCUCAAACCCCAUUUAAAACUUUUGAAAAUGUUUUUACUUUGAAAACACAGUCUCCUGGGUCGGAACCGGUUUGACUUGUAACCAGGCUCUGAUACCACUCUGUAACACCCGCCUCUCAUCAUUUUAAGAGGGUAUGCCACCCACUUAACUUUCUAACCAAGUUACCACUCUUUCAAUUCAAAAUCAAUACUCUUUCAUAAAUAGAACUCAAAGUAGUCUUGCAAAGCCGAACUUAUACUCAAAAUAACCUCAAUAGAUCCUUAAAGAAAAAAAAGUCAUUUAAAAGAAAGCUAAGUGUUUUAGGUCCCCAAGAUCAAACAAAUGAACACUAACACCACCACAAUGUGAUCACUGCUGCUGCUCCUGCUCACCUGCGAAAGAGGGGAAAGGGACAGGAGGGGAUGAGUAAUUUAGAUUACCCAGGAGAAUGCAUACAUGUGGUCCACCACACAUAUCACAACCUAAACAUGUCGCUAGCCAUCAGCUAAACGAACAAGUAUUCACAAUUAUUCAAUAAUCAACAAUCAACAAACAAUCAUAAUAGGUCUAGGUAGGAACUACAUCUACCAUAACCUCAACAAGCAAUCAUAUCAGGUCUAAGUAGGAACUGCAUCUACCAUAACCUUAACAACCCUACAAGUGGAACUGCAUCACUUCAACUAUUGGUAUAGGUAGGAACUGCAUCUACCGUAACCUCAAACAAUCCGAUAAGUGGAACUGCAUCACUUUCGAACCUCAUGUCUAGGUAGGAACUGCAUCUACCGCAACAUCAACAAUCCGAUAAGUUGAACUGCAUCACUUUCGGCUCCUAAUGCAAUUGUGCUCUUAACACUCUAUAUGCAAUGAAACUUACAAUUCUCACAAGCAAUCAAACAUCAAACAGCAAUCAAAAAAUUAACCGUGGUCCUAGAUCUAUGUUUAAAAACAAGUAAAAGUAAAUCACAACACACAACAAGAAACUACAAGUUACGCCAUAAGAUAAGCGCGGAAGAAAAUCCGCUUAUCCUUAACCAGAGAUAAGCGCGGAAGAUAAUACGGGAGGGAAGGCAUGGAUACAUCAUCACCUUUCACGGAUUGAAUGAACAGCUCAAACAAAAGGGGUUAAGGUUUAGAGAUCUAACGACAGACGGCAAGACGGCGCAAACGAACGGCGACGGCGGAUCCUCUCUCCCUCGGCGGUGAGCGGCGUUGGCUGAAGAGGAAAGGGGACUCUAGGGUUAAGGUUUUUAUAACCUAAUGGACUUAACAGGCUUUUGAGCUUCAAACAUUAAAGAAAAAAAAUAACAGACCGGUUUAGCGAAACCGGGAUGUUACAUAUUCACCAAAAAUGACAACCUCAAAACCAGAAUCUUGUCGGAGACAUCCUCAGGAAGCGUCACGUUUAACGAUGUCAUGAUCCAGGGUGUUUGCGAUGAGUUACCAUUUGGAGGAGUGGGAGAUAGUGGCAUGGGGAGGUAUCAUGGUAAAUAUUCUUACGAAUGUUUCAGCCACGAGAAAGCGGUCAUGGAAGGAAACUUGGCCGUUGAGCUAGAAGCUCGAUAUCCGCCAUGGAACGCAUACAAGCUUAGCUUCAUUAGGCUCGGUUUUGUUGAAGAUUUGUUCGGCCUUGUCCUUCUCAUGUUAAGGUUUUAUGUCACUACUUUCUUUAAAUAUAUUCUCAAAAUAUGAUAAGCUAGAGAGACUUUAGGACAUGUAUAGUGUUCCGAUCUCAAGCUCAAACCCCCUAUAUGGGACCUCCAUUUGUUGUUUUCGUAAGUUAUGUUUCCUGCUUUUCUUUGUUUAUAUAGCUCGCUUUCAGCAUUUUUCAUCGAUUUUUAUUAAUAAACUAGUAAGUU
This is a messenger RNA of Thlaspi arvense, 4583 nucleotides long. The record is from the annotation of a GenBank genome assembly. NCBI's taxonomy places the organism in Eukaryota, Viridiplantae, Streptophyta, Magnoliopsida, Brassicales, Brassicaceae.